Drosophila virilis is the source of this 2926-nucleotide messenger RNA. It is a transcript of the gene foxo, whose product is annotated as forkhead box, sub-group O. Gene Ontology annotation, molecular function: RNA polymerase II cis-regulatory region sequence-specific DNA binding; DNA-binding transcription factor activity, RNA polymerase II-specific. Lineage: Eukaryota; Metazoa; Arthropoda; Insecta; Diptera; Drosophilidae. Gene Ontology annotation, biological process: regulation of transcription by RNA polymerase II. Gene Ontology annotation, cellular component: nucleus. The record is from RefSeq and is a predicted model, not a curated record.
GCAUCCAACUAGAAAGCAGUUAACGAGCAGAGUCCGUUGCGUUUGCGGUUAAAAGCCACGAGGUCGAUCAGCGUUAAGCGCGCUACUUAACCCCAACGUCACCAAAUUCUUUCGAGCCCUACCCAAGCCGUUUGAUCACGUGUUGCCCUCCCCCGCCCCGCUACCAAUCGACAAUCGUAUUAACUGCGAACGAUGAUUGUUCUGAAAAGUGAAUAGUUCUGCAAAAUUCCCAAUCAAAACAUUUACAUCUCAAGCAACAGCAGUAGCCGCCCACAAAAAACCAACAACAAGUGUAUAAAAACAUAAGUGUGUGUUUGUACAUAAUAUACAUAUGUACAUUCUUAUCUGUAUGCGGAAUCGAUACACGUAACUGUGUGUGCGUGUGUGUGUGAGCAAGAAAUAAUGCCAGUUAGCCUUAAAACGAAGCUUGAUAAUAAUUAAUACACAAAACCGACAAAAGUUGUGCUCAAAACAACAAAAAACAUCGCAUUUAAAGAGUUAAUAAAUGCACAACAAAGAGACUCCCGUAAAAGUGUCGACAACUAAUAAUAAAGUGUACAAUAUCAACUAACAACAAUAAACACAAGUUCACAAGGAGCAACUACAACAACAACAACAAAAACAACAACAAGAACAACAGCAACCUCAUCAGGAGCCAGCAAAGCUUCUACUCCAUUUCUGAUUAGACCAACACAGUGCUGCUUCAAGUAUUGGAGCGAGCUGCAGAAAGCUACAAAGCUGCAACUACAGGACGAACUGUUUGCCAUCAUGGACGGGUUCGCUCAGGACUGGCCCAACUUGCCUCGGUCGGACAACGGGCUGCAUAUGGAUCAGCUGGUCGGCGAGCUGCCAACAGAUGGCGGCUUCGAGCCGCAGACGCGCGCCCGCUCCAACACGUGGCCAUGUCCACGGCCUGAGAACUUUGUGGAGCCGGUCGAUGAGCUGGACAGUACCAAGGCUAGCAAUCAGCAGCUGGCCAGCGGCGAUCCACAGCAGGCCAUGCAGAAUGCGAAUGCGGCCAAAAAGAACUCAUCCCGUCGCAACGCAUGGGGCAAUCUGUCCUAUGCCGAUCUCAUCACGCACGCCAUAGGCUCCGCCACCGACAAGCGUCUAACGCUGAGCCAAAUCUACGAGUGGAUGGUCCAAAACGUGUCCUACUUUAAGGAUAAAGGCGACUCGAAUAGCAGUGCUGGCUGGAAGAACUCCAUUCGGCACAAUCUAUCGCUGCACAAUCGGUUUAUGCGCGUGCAGAACGAGGGCACCGGCAAGUCCUCCUGGUGGAUGCUCAACCCGGAGGCUAAGCCUGGCAAAUCGGUGCGACGUCGUGCCGCCUCCAUGGAGACAUCGCGCUACGAGAAGCGCCGCGGACGGGCCAAGAAGCGUGUCGAGGCUUUGCGCCAGGGCGGCGUUGUCGGUCUCAAUGAUGCCACGCCCUCGCCGAGCAGCAGCGUCAGCGAGGGGCUGGAUCACUUUCCAGAGAGUCCGCUGCACAGCGGCGGCUUUCAAUUGUCGCCCGAUUUUCGUCAGCGCGCCUCAUCGAAUGCCAGCUCCUGCGGCCGUCUGAGUCCCAUACGGGCAUUGGAUCUCGAGCCCGACUGGGGCUUCUCGGUUGACUAUCAGAACACGACAAUGACGCAGGCACAGGCCCAACAGCUUGACCAGCUGGCCGGCUCCAUGGCCGAAGAGCUGAAACUCCAGAGCGACAUGUUGCAGCAGCAAGGGUUCAGCGCCGCAUCUGGCCUGCCGACGCAGCCGCCGCCGCCCUAUCAGCCGCCGCAGCAGCCGCAGCUUCCACAGGGCUAUUCCCUGAAUGGACCAGGAUAUGCCGCAAUGCAGCCGCAGCCACAGCCACAGGGGCAGGGCCAAUGCCUGCUGCAUCGCUCGCUCAACUGCGGCUGCCUGCACAGCGCCCCAGUGCGAGAUGGCCUGUCGCCCAACUCAGUUACCACCACAAUGUCGCCUGCGUAUCCCAAUAGCGAGCCCUCGUCCGACUCCCUGAACACAUACAGCAACGUCCUGCUAGAUGGCUCUGCGGAUAAUGCUGCACUUCUUGUCCAGCAUCAGCAACAGCAACAACAGCAACAGCAACAGCAGAGGCAGCAGCUGUCCUCAGGUCUGGAGGAUAAUAACUGCGCCUCUACUUUGAUAGGGCAAUGCCUGGAGGCGCUCAACAGCGAGCAAAUUGACGAAUUUAAUCUGGAGGACUUUCAGGGUGGACUCGAGUGCAACGUCGAGGAGCUGCUGCAGCAGGAGAUGCGAUACGACGGCUUGCUGGACAUUAAUAUACCGCUCGCGGCGGUCAACACGAAUACCAACAAUGUGAUCUUAACCAAUAAUAGUACAAACAGCGGCAGCAGCAAUGCCGCCUCCAACAGCAGCGCAGGUGUUCAGCUCAAUCAGUUGCAGGCUCAGCUGCAAUUGCAGCAGCAACAACAACAGCAACAGCAACAACAACAGCAUCAGCAACAGUUGCUGAUGAGCAACAAUAACAACAAUAACAACAACAACAACAAUAGCAACAACAGCUUGGAACUGGCCACACAAACGGCGACUGCAAAUCUGAACGCCCGCGUCCAGUACUCACAGCCCAGCGUGGUCACCUCGCCGCCCUCCUGGGUGCAUUAGGUAGUAUCUAGCUGGAAGACGUGGCUGGGCCUAAUCUAAGGACAAUAUAAUGUGUACACUUUAAACUAGCAGGAGGAUGGGAGCUUGCAGCCACAACAGUUUACAAAGAUUUAUCUGGUCGCUUCUAAUUUAAAAUAUACACAUAAAUACACACAUACAUACGUAUAGCAUACUGAAACGCGUAAACUUAACUGCAUAGUACCAUAGAAAUAAAUAAUAUACAAUGUUUAGCGCUUAUAAUUAGUAGAAUUCUCUGUGCAUUGAAAAUAUAACAAAUUAACAAACGAACGCAAAAAAAAAA